CCCAAUACGCACAAGCUUUAAAAAUCAAGAAUUCUAAAGGCAGGUUCAAAAGGAUCGUGGAAAUUUGUCAAAAGAAGAAAAUGUGUGAGGGUGGAGAUAUGAUUGAAAUGGAAAGUGAAGAAAAAGAUGAGAGGAAGGAUGCUCAUGGAGGUUGUGGAGCAUAUGUACCAAGGAUCUUUAUUGAAGGUUUAAAAGUAAUGUAUCAGUAUAAGCUUCCCAAGAAAGCAGAUGAAGAAGCUCGGGCAAAAUUCUCCGAGAAAAAACAAGAGUUGACUGCAGAAAAGAUUUUGACCAUUUUGAAGGGAAUAACUGAUGAGCAGUGUGAAAUGUUGGGUUUCAACACCAAGUACGCUCGCCCAGAUUGGAUGAUUUUGGAAGUUCUUCCAGUUCCCCCUCCUCCAGUCAGACCUUCUAUAAAGCCAGACCCUACAUCGAGGAGUGAGGAUGAUCUCACAUUUAUGCUUGCUUCAAUUAUUCGAUGCAAUGAUACUUUGAGGAGCAAGGAAAAAGCUGGGGUUGCACCUCAUAUUAUCACAGAGUACACUCAAUUAAUGCAGUUCCAUCUCGCUACUUACAUCGACAAUGAUUUGCCUGGUCAGCCAAAGGCCACUCAAAAAUCUGGCCGGCCGAUGAAGUCCAUUUCUAAUAGACUGAAGGCCAAGGAGGGUCGCAUAAGAGGGAAUUUGAUGGGUAAACGUGUGGACUUUUCUGCACGUACAGUCAUUACUGCUGAUCCAAAUCUCAACAUUGAUGAACUAGGAGUGCCUUGGAGUAUUGCGUUGAACAUGACUUUUCCAGAAAUUGUGACUCCAUAUAACAUAGAUAGAUUAAAAGAGCUUGUGGAAUAUGGGUCUUACCCUCCUCCCGGGAAACCAGGGGCCAAAUCUAUUAUCAGAGAUGAUGGGAAAAGAACUGAACUUCGUUAUAUGAAAAAAGGUCUUGACCGUCAUUUAGAAUAUGGUUACAAGGUGGAAAGAAACUUGAUCGAUGGUGAUUAUGUUCUUUUUAACCGGCAACCUAGUCUUCAUAAGAUGUCUAUCAUGGGGCAUAGAAUAAAAGUUAUGCCAUAUUCAACAUUUCGAUUGAACCUUUCAGUCACAUCACCUUACAAUGCUGAUUUUGAUGGAGAUGAGAUGAACAUGCAUGUACCACAGUCCUAUGAAACAAGAGCAGAAGUAAUAGAACUAAUGCUGGUACCGAAGUGUGUUGUCUCUCCUCAGGCCAACAAGCCAGUUAUGGGAAUUGUCCAAGACACACUUUUGGGUUGCCGAAAGAUAACUCAAAGGGAUACAUUUAUAGAGAAGGAUGUUUUUAUGAAUAUCUUAUUGUGGUGGGAGGAUUUUGAUGGAAAAGUACCUUCUCCAGUAAUUCUUAAGCCAAGGUCACUUUGGACUGGCAAGCAAGUAUUCAAUCUGAUCAUCCCCAGGCAGAUUAAUCUUAUAAGAUACUCUUCGUGGCAUUCAGAGUCUGAAUCCGGAUUUAUUACACCAGGGGAUACAUGUGUACGCAUUGAGAAAGGAGAAGUUAUUUCAGGAACUCUUUGCAAGAAAACCCUGGGAGCAUCUUCUGGAAGUCUUAUUCAUGUGAUCUGGGAAGAGGUUGGUCCUGAUGCUGCUCGUAAGUUCUUAGGUCAAUCCCAAUGGCUCGUUAACUAUUGGCUUUUACAGCAUGGUUUUACUAUGGGUAUAGGAGACACUAUUGCAGAUUCUAAAACGGUAAAAAUUAUUUCAGAAACAAUAUCAAAAGCAAAAUAUGACGUCCAAAUGCUUAUUGAGAAAGCUCGGUCCAAAACAUUGGAAGCUGAACCUGGACGUACAAUGAUGGAAUCAUUUGAAAACAAAGUGAAUCAGGUAUUGAACAAGGCUCGUGAUGAUGCAGGAACUUUUGCUCAGAAAAGCUUAGAUGAUAGCAAUAACUUGAAAGCAAUGGUUACAGCUGGGUCAAAGGGAAGUUUUAUUAACAUAUCACAAAUGACUGCUUGUGUGGGGCAGCAAAAUGUAGAAGGAAAGCGUAUUCCAUUUGGAUUCGAUGGUCGGACUCUACCACAUUUCACAAAGGAUGAUAGUGGUCCUCAAAGUCGUGGUUUUGUGGAGAAUUCUUAUUUGCGUGGUCUAACUCCACAGGAGUUCUUCUUUCAUGCAAUGGGAGGCCGAGAAGGUUUGAUUGAUACUGCUGUGAAAACUGCAGAAACAGGGUACAUACAGAGGCGUCUUGUCAAGGCUAUGGAGGAUAUCAUGGUUAAGUAUGAUGGAACCGUCCGUAAUUCUCUUGGUGAUGUUAUUCAGUUUCUUUAUGGUGAAGAUGGUCUAGAUGCUGUUUGGAUUGAACACCAGAAGCUUGAUUCUCUGAAGAUGAAAAAGAGGGAAUUUGAAAGUACGUACAAAUAUGAUCUUGAUCAUGAAAACUGGAAUCCUAGUUACAUGCUAGCAGAGCAUGUAGAAGAAUUGAAAACAAUUAAGGAGUUUGGCAGUGUAUUUGAUGCAGAACUGGAAAAACUUGUUUCAGAUAGACAGCAACUAGCCACAGAGAUUGCGACUAAUGGUGAUAGCUCAUGGCAUUUGCCUGUUAAUUUAAAGAGGCUCAUCUGGAACGCACAAAAGUUGUUCAAAGUUGACCCAAGGAAACCAUCGGAUAUGCAUCCAGUUGAGGUUGUAGAAGCACUGGAUAAGCUUCAGGAAAAGCUAAUAAUUGUUCCUGGCAGUGACCCAUUGAGCAUUGAGGCUCAGAAAAAUGCCACACUUUUUUUCAAUAUUCUAUUGCGGAGUACAUUAGCUAGUAAGCGUGUUCUUAAGGAGUACCAUCUUACAAGGGAAGCAUUUGAAUGGUUAAUAGGAGAGAUUGAAAGCCGUUUCCUUCAGUCCGUAGUGGCACCAGGCGAGAUGAUUGGUUGUGUUGCAGCACAAUCCAUUGGUGAACCAGCCACUCAGAUGACAUUGAAUACUUUCCAUUAUGCUGGUGUGAGUGCCAAGAAUGUUACUCUUGGUGUCCCCAGGCUAAAGGAACUUAUAAAUGUAGCAAAGAAUAUAAAAACACCAUCUCUUUCCGUGUAUCUAAACUCUGAGAUUAGGAAGGAUAAGGAUAAGGCAAAGAAUGUCCAAUGUGCUUUAGAGUACACAACAUUGCAAAGUGUGACGGAGGCAGCUGAAAUUUGGUAUGAUCCAGAUCCAAUGAACACUAUUAUAGAAGAGGAUGAUGGAUUUCUCCUAGUUGAUAAAGAUGACAGAGAUAUUGUAUCCGGAGAUUUAUCUCAAUGGGUGCUGCGGCUAGAAUUCAGCCAGGAAAUGAUGGUGGACAAAAAUUUAUGUAUGGAAGACAUUGAACAGAAGAUCAAUAAAGACUUCGGCGAUGACUUGAAAUGCAUUCCGACUGAUACUAAUGCACCAAAAAUGAUUCUUCACUUGCGCGUUGUAAAUGAAGAGACUAAAGUUCAAUCAGAAAACCAAUCCUCUGAAGACGACACCUUCCUGAAGAAGGUUGAAACUAAUUUGCUUAAUGACUUGCAACUUCGUGGAAUUCCAGAUAUCAGUAAAGUUUUUAUAAGGGAAGGUAAGAAUAUGAAGUUUGACGGGAUUCGAGGAUUUGUGGAGGAGAAAGAAUGGGCUUUAGACACGGAAGGUGUCAAUCUACUGGCCGUCAUGGUCCAUGAAGAUGUCGACUAUACAAGGACAUCAAGCAAUCACAUGGUUGAAGUUCUUGAGGUACUUGGAAUUGAAGCUGUGAGAAAAGCUCUCAUGGAAGAAAUUCGUAACGUGAUAUCUUUUGAUGGGUCAUAUGUGAAUUACAGGCAUUUAGCGAUUCUUUGUGACACGAUGACAUAUCGGGGCCAUCUGAUGGCCAUUACACGCCAUGGUAUUAAUCGAAAUGAUACGGGGCCAAUGAUGAGAUGUUCAUUUGAGGAGACAGUAGAUAUUCUUCUGGAUGCGGCUGCUUAUGCUCAAAAUGAUCCUCUCAGGGGAGUCACUGAGAAUAUCAUGCUUGGACAAUUGGCUCCUAUUGGUACAGGUAGUUUUACCCUGUUAUUAAAUAAAAAUAUGCUGCAACAGGCUAUGGAGAUUUCACCGGCCACAUUCAAUGAAUCAGAAGAUUUUGAUAUAGGCAUUUAUGGGUCUCCAGUAGCUUCCCCUUAUGUUGGUCUUAUGUCACCAAAUGGCUGGGAUUCACCUACAAUGGACGCACAGUUUUCUCCUUAUAUUGGGAUUAUGAGUGCCUCUCCAUCUGGGUCUCCUGGCUAUAGUCCUUUGUCACCAAGUUAUGAUCCCACAUCACCUGGCUAUAGUCCUAAUUCUGUCCCAUAUAGUCCAACUUCUCCAUCUUAUUCACCAAAAUUGUCCACAUACAGCUCCCUGUCUCCUUCAUAUAGCCCUACAUCUCCAUCAUACAGCCCCGCAUCUCCAUCAUACAGCCCCCUGUCUCCUUCAUAUAGCCCAACAUCUCCAUCAUACAGCCCGACAUCUCCUUCGUACAGCCCCACAUCUCCUGCGUACAGCCCAACAUCUCCUUCAUAUAGACCCACAUCUCCUUCAUAUAGACCCACAUCUCCUGCGUACAGCCCAACAUCUCCCUCUUAUAGUCCUACAAGUCCUGCAUACAGCCCAACAAGUCCUGCAUACAGCCCAACAAGUCCUGCAUACAGCCCAACAUCUCCUUCUUAUAGCCCCACAAGUCCUGCAUACAGCCCAACAAGUCCUGGGUACACCCCCACAAGUCCUGUGUCUAAUCUUUCAUCCCCAAAAUAUAGCCCAGCAACAAACCCCUAUAGCCCCACAUCCCCGGCCUAUAGUCCAACAUCUCCAGCCUAUAGCCCAUCUCCGAUUUAUAGCCCAGCAUCUCCAAGCUACAGUCCUAGCAGACCUGGAUACUCUCCAAGCCAUACAGGAUAUUCAACACCGUAUAGUCCAACUUCUCCAGCAUUUUCUGAAGAAACACCAUAAAGUCCAACUUCUCCAACAUUUUCUGAAGAAAGUCCU
Molecule: messenger RNA, 4967 nt
Organism: Cryptomeria japonica (Japanese cedar)
Lineage: Eukaryota; Viridiplantae; Streptophyta; Pinopsida; Cupressales; Cupressaceae
Product: DNA-directed RNA polymerase II subunit RPB1
Exons: 9
Coding region: 81-4931 (1616 amino acids)
Biological process (GO): transcription by RNA polymerase II
Cellular component (GO): RNA polymerase II, core complex
Molecular function (GO): DNA binding
Source: RefSeq, a predicted model, not a curated record